CAUACUAAUAUCCCAUCGAAUGUAAAUUAAUGCGAGGUUGCAAAAGCUACUAACAUAGAAGUAAAACGGUAAACUCAACGGUCAUAUAUUUUCAAAUUUCAUUCCCGUUAUUCAGCCUUUCUAAGUUCACAUCUCUCCUUGGUAUUUGUUUGGUCUUUUCUCCCUAAGCUGUCUGAGCCUUCCUUCAUUUUCCCUCCGCCUUUCACCUCCUUCUUCACUGCUCCUUUUUUUUUUCUCUUUUCUCUCCAAAGGCAAAAAGAAAAGAAGAGGGAGAAGACUUAAAUUUGUGCUUUAAAAUAUGCUGCAAGAUAUGUGGAAUGCUCCUCCUGGUUUUAGACCCACGAAAUCCGCUCCCACUUCACCAGCCAAGCCUCUUGGGGUUUCCAGAACACGCUCUGAGUCCUUUCACGCCAUCCAUAAAGUCCCUGUGGGUGACACUCCUUAUGUGAGAGCAAAAAAUGUUCAAUUGGUAGAUAAAGAUCCAGAGAAGGCCAUUCCUCUGUUUUGGGCAGCCAUAAAUGCUGGGGAUAGAGUGGAUAGUGCUUUGAAAGAUAUGGCCAUUGUCAUGAAGCAACAGAAUCGGGCUGAGGAAGCCAUUGAAGCCAUCAAGUCAUUGAGGAGCCGUUGUUCAGAUCAAGCCCAAGAGUCCCUUGACAAUAUUCUUUUGGAUCUUUACAAGAGAUGUGGGAGAUUGGAUGACCAAAUAGCAUUGUUGAAGCACAAGCUAUAUUUGAUUCAACAAGGGCUUGCUUUCAAUGGCAAACGCACAAAGACUGCCAGGUCUCAAGGAAAGAAAUUUCAGGUCUCUGUUGAACAAGAAGCAACUCGGUUACUGGGGAACUUGGGAUGGGCACUGAUGCAGCAAAAUAACUACGUCGAAGCAGAAGAUGCUUAUCGGCGGGCACUUUCUAUUGCAACUGACAACAAUAAGAUGUGCAAUCUUGGUAUAUGCUUAAUGAAGCAGGGGAGGAUUGCAGAGGCUAAAGAGACAUUGCGCCUAGUGAAACCAGCUGUUGCAGAUGGCCCAAGAGGUGUAGAUUCCCAUCUCAAAGCCUAUGAAAGGGCACAGCAGAUGCUUAAGGAUCUUGAAUCCGAGAUGAUGAACAAGGGAGGAGACCGGGUUGAACAGAGUAGGCUCUUUGAUGCGUUUCUUGGUUCAUCAUCCAUUUGGCAGCCUCAGCCUUGCAAGGAUCAUAGCAACUUAUCAACAACAAAUGCAAGCAAAUUGCAUGAUGAUUUUGCCGAUGAGAACAUAGAUUCAAAUAUAGUAGCAUACCAGACGGUGCUUUCACAGCAAAAAAGUAUCAAACAGUUUGCUACUUUUGGGAAUUCACUGAAUGUGGAUGCACCCCCAUUCUAUUCCUGGAAAAUGGCAAAAGAGCCAACUGGGAAUCAACUCCAUGAGACCCUUAAGAGAACAAGGUCAGGAAAUUCUGCAAAUUCGAGCAGAGGGAAUGAAAUGGGAGUGCUCAAUAAGCCACCAGUGGAGCCUGACAACUCAGAAAACAAGUCAAGAAGGCUAUCUGAUGAAACAGAGGGGCUAUCUGAUGAAACAGAGGGGAGAUUGUCUGAGCUGUUACCAGGCAAUGAAGACUUCGAGGAGGCUAUUCUUGCAGCAGUUUUGGGACCAACAAAUGAAGCAGGGAAGCCAGUUGAAACUGGUAUCACCAGUAUCUUUCAAGCGACAACCGAAAAGAGGCUCGAGGUUUUCCGGGACAUAACACUGUCUCUCAGCCCAAGAGCCUAGCCUGACUAAAGUCAGCCUAAUUCACUAAGUUAAUCUUUUAAAAUUCUCGGAUGGAGAUGAACUUGUUCUCCUGGACCCUAGUUCCUGUGAGCAGUGGGGUUUUCCCCAUUGCUAAAGAAUAUUAUUUCUAUUUUUUUGAGUUUGGGAAUAAAUUCAGUAUCUAAUUUCAC
Molecule: messenger RNA, 1917 nt
Organism: Manihot esculenta (cassava)
Lineage: Eukaryota; Viridiplantae; Streptophyta; Magnoliopsida; Malpighiales; Euphorbiaceae
Product: protein POLLENLESS 3-LIKE 2
Exons: 4
Coding region: 299-1747 (482 amino acids)
Molecular function (GO): protein binding
Source: RefSeq, a predicted model, not a curated record